CAAGCCAGAAGCCUGAUUAUGGCCGAUAUAGUGGCUAUCUGGGAUGUUCCCCUGAGUGACAAAAAUCACAGAAUUGAACUUGAACAUGGAACCCUUUCUGGAAAAAGAAUCAUUAGAGUGGAUGGCAAAGAAAUUUUAAAAAAAGACUGGAUGUUUAAGCUGGUUGGAUCGGAAAGUUUUGAAAUAGGAAAAGCAAAGUGUGUUAUCACAAUUCAAGCUAUCGGUGGCUUCACCUACGAAUACAGUCUUAGUGUUAAUGGAAAACUAUUAGAAAAAUUCAGGGAAAACCAAUCUAAGGUUAUGAAAACGUGGUUGAUACAAAUUAUGGGAGAACCCACCCGUAUUGUCCUAGAGAAGGAUACGCUUGAUGUAUGGAUUAAUGGACAGAAAGCUGAAACAGCAGGAGAGUUUGUUGAAGAUGGGACAGAAACCCACUUUAGCGUGGGUGAUUAUCAGGCCUACAUCAAAGCCGUAAGCACUGGAAACAAGCGUAAAGGAAUAGUUCAUAGCUUGUUUGUUAAUGAUGUAGAAAUUCCGGAGAGUGUUGAGUGAAGGAAAAAUGUGUCCUAGAUCUGAAAACGUUUAUACUAUGACAUAAUUUUGUUGUGACUCGAGUCAGUUAAUAUGUAUUCUCCAAGGUAAAAACUAUGAUGCUAAUUCAGAUAUCUGAGUCUUAACAAGACAUAUUUAUCACAUCAAACUGAGAAGUCACUGGAAAACUAGUCAGUAAUUUUUUUUUAUGCACAUUAUUUCAAAAGAGGUAAAAUUCCUUUGUAUCCAAUUGAAUAAAAAGCUUGGUUAAGCAGCUGACUGAGAGACCAGUUAAAAAAAUCAGCACAGAAUGAGAACCAUUUAAAUCUAUGUGUAUAAAUAAAUGUUAAUGUUGCAUGUGUACUUAAAUUUGAAAAAGAUGAAUAUACAUUGCACUGACAUUUCAUCUCUAACUCCUGAAAUAAAGUUGUAACAGCACUUAACAGUGUUGCAUUUUGGAAGGAAAAUCUCAUUGUAACAAUCUGAUAUUUCGUAGCAGGCAAAUGUUUUACAACAUUUUAAGCAACAAAAUUAAAGCCUUUCAGAAAUCUUUAUUUAAGGUACCUCGAUUUUACUAGUUAAUCAUUAAUAAGAAACAAACAGUUUUAGACAUUGUUAAACUGGGGAGAUAUAGUUCUGUAUUUUUUGUUUGUAAUAAAAUCUGUAGUACAUAACAAACAAAUGUAGUUUUAAACACUAUUAAACUGGGGAGAUAUGGUUCUGUAUUUUUUGUUUUUAAUAAAAUCUGUAGUACAUAACAAACAAAUGUAGUUUUAAACAUUGUUAAACUGGGGAGAUAUGGUUCUGUAUUUUUGUUUUUAAUAAAACCUGUAGAAAAAUACUGAGCUUUAUAUUUACUGCUUUAUAUUAUGUGACAAAUAUUACAAAAUUUAAGAAUGCCACUAAUCAGUUAUACAUAAUAUAGAACUAGUGUUUAAUAAUUACAUAAUGCAAGUCUUGCUGUUAGGCUAUUUGUGGAUGAGCUCAAGUGAUAGUAGCAUUUUUGUGUAUGUGUUUUAUUGGAAUAGAGUAUGCCAUAAACAAGAUUACUGGCAAAACUCCACAAAAAACUGAAUCACAGGCUUUAGUGUUCAGAUAACACUGUAACAUAAAAUAAUUACUACCAUGUUCAGAUAACACUGUAACAUAAAAUAAUUACUACCAUGUUCAGAUA
Messenger RNA from Limulus polyphemus (Atlantic horseshoe crab), 1705 nucleotides. RefSeq names its product fas apoptotic inhibitory molecule 1-like. Gene Ontology annotation, biological process: canonical NF-kappaB signal transduction; positive regulation of neurogenesis; negative regulation of extrinsic apoptotic signaling pathway via death domain receptors. The record is from RefSeq and is a predicted model, not a curated record. The transcript has 4 exons. Bases 19 to 552 code for a protein of 177 amino acids. Lineage: Eukaryota; Metazoa; Arthropoda; Merostomata; Xiphosura; Limulidae.